Messenger RNA from Phragmites australis (common reed), 643 nucleotides. RefSeq names its product trihelix transcription factor ENAP2-like. Bases 1 to 588 code for a protein of 195 amino acids. Gene Ontology annotation, cellular component: nucleus. NCBI's taxonomy places the organism in Eukaryota, Viridiplantae, Streptophyta, Magnoliopsida, Poales, Poaceae. The record is from RefSeq and is a predicted model, not a curated record. The transcript has a single exon. Gene Ontology annotation, molecular function: transcription cis-regulatory region binding.
AUGCCCAGCCGCAAGACGCCGUCGCCGCGGGCCGGCGGCAGAUGGAGCGACGGCGAGACGUCGGCCCUCAUCGACGCGUGGGGUGCACUCUACCCGCGCCGCCGCCUCUUGAAGGAGUGGCGCGCCGCGGCCAGCGCCGUCAACACCCACCGCGCUGCCGCCGGCCGCUCCUCCAACCGCAGCAGCGCCCAGUGCCAGAACGGUAUCCACGCCCUCAAGUCGCAGUACAAGGAUGAGCUCUCCAGGCUCCCGCCGUCGGGGUGGCGCCACUUCAAGAGCCUCCGCGCGAUCCUGGCUAGCACCGGCGACCCGCCUCCGGCCUCCCCUGCCAGCACGCCAGCGUCCGUCGAGGAGGAGGAGGAGGAGGAAGCGGAGAGAGAUGAGGUGGUUACCAGUAGUGGGUUGACGGGGAGCAGGAUAGCCCCGACGAGGCCAAGAAAUGGGGCCGCGAGGACGAGGUUCUGCCCGGCGGCGGUGGUGACGAAACUGGCGGAGGUGUAUGAGCGCGUCGAGCUGGCGAGGUUCCACACCGAGCAGAAGAAACUGGAAACCGCGCAGGUGCCGCAACUCAGGGUAACAAAAAAUUGAAGAGUGGUAGCAACUCAGGGUAACAAAAAUAAAAAUAGUUAUGAAUAGUGUAGGC